Cucumis melo (muskmelon) is the source of this 1977-nucleotide messenger RNA. RefSeq names its product anthocyanidin 3-O-glucosyltransferase 2-like. Bases 157 to 1650 code for a protein of 497 amino acids. The record is from RefSeq and is a predicted model, not a curated record. NCBI's taxonomy places the organism in Eukaryota, Viridiplantae, Streptophyta, Magnoliopsida, Cucurbitales, Cucurbitaceae. Gene Ontology annotation, molecular function: UDP-glycosyltransferase activity. The transcript is spliced from 3 exons.
AAAUCCCACCAACCAUUCAUUCUUCCAUAUAAACAUCGCUUCACUUGGCUUUUCUAGAACACAACCAAAUCCCAUCAAUAGUAUUUAAUUACUUCUAUACAUUUGCAAACUAAACAUCUCCCAUUUCCUUUAAUCUUCUCUGCAAGCCUGCUCAAAAUGAAGAAAUUUGAGCUGGUUUUCAUACCAAUACCGGGGUCUGGUCACCUUGCUUCCAUGUUUGAGAUGGCAAAUUCUCUCCUCGCUCGAGAUCAUCGUCUCGCUGUCACAAUGAUUGCCAUUAAGCUUCCCCUUGAUGCCAAAGUUAAUGAAUAUAUUCAAUCCCUUUAUGCACAAUCUCUUACCAACAACUCCAUAAAAUUCAUUAUCCUUCCUGAAUUACCACCUCCUCCAAAUGAUGAGAACAAAAUAUUUUUUGAAGUAGUUCUUGAAAGCUACAAACCCCAUGUCAAACAAGCUCUUAUCUCCUUUCUUACUACCUCCACCAACCAUCUUGUUGGAUUCGUGUUGGACUCAUUCUGCUUAACCAUGGUUGAUGUAGCUAAUGAAUUUAAGGUCCCUUCUUAUGUGUACUACACUUCUAGUGCUGCCUAUCUUGCUUUUAGUUUGCAUCUUGAACAACUCUACACACAAGAUAAUAGUAGUAAUGAGGUAAUUCAACAAUCGAAGGAUUCAAAUGUAAAUUUUAGUGUAUCAAGUUUAGUGAAUCAAGUUCCUAGUAAAGUCAUUCCUAGUGUCUUCUUUAUUAAUAAUUUUGCUGUUUGGUUUCAUGAACAAGCUAAAAGAAUUAGAUUUGAUGUAAAAGGUGUUCUUAUCAAUACAUUUGAUGAGCUAGAAUCACAUGUGAUAUCUUCUUUGUCAACUGACUCCUCUUUGCAACUCCCACCUUUAUAUCCUGUUGGACCUAUUUUGCACUUGAACAAGAACACUGAGACUAUGGAUGAUAGAGUUGUGUUGAAGUGGCUUGAUGAUCAACCACUUCAAUUAGUGGUGUUUUUGUGCUUUGGAAGUAGGGGAGCUUUCCAGAAGGAUCAGGUGGAGGAGAUCGCACGAGCGCUUGAGAGAAGUAGAGUUCGUUUCGUUUGGUCUCUUCGACGACCAUCAGGAGAUGUGUUUCAAUCAUCAAUCGACUAUACAAACUUCGAAGACAUCUUACCUGAGGGAUUUCUUGAUCGAACAAAGAACAUUGGAAGAGUCAUGAAAUGGGCAAAGAACAUUGGAAGAGUCAUGAAAUGGGCACCACAAGUGGAGAUAUUAGGCCAUCCAACCAUAGGUGGGUUCGUGUCACAUUGUGGGUUGAACUCGACGUUGGAAAGUUUGUGGUAUGGCAUUCCGAUGGCAACAUGGCCAAUGUAUGCAGAGCAACAAUUCAACGCAUUUGAGCUGGUUGUAGAAUUGGGAUUGGCCGUGGAGAUCACUAUAGACUAUCAAAAUGAUCUUAAAGAACUAGACAAGCCAAGAAUAUUGAGUGCAGAAGAGAUAGAGAAAGGUAUUAGAAAGUUGAUGGACGACAACAAUAAUGAGAUUAGAAAGAAAGUGAAAAAAAAAAGUGAAGAAUGCAGAAAAAGUGUAAUAGAAGGUGGAUCCUCUUUCAUCUCAUUAGGAAAAUUUAUUGAUGAUGUUUUAAUCAACUCUCCAAGAGGAGCAAACUAAGGGUGUAGUAAGCAGUGACAAAUCGAAAAGUUAUAACUUGGUUAUGGAGGAGGCUAGAAACUAGAUUUACCACUGGACCUAGCUAAUUGUAAAGAACAUAAAGAUAAGGAGGAUUUGAGCUCCCUCGGAUCUAUAGUAUAUGCACCGAUGUCAAUAGAAUAGUAGUUUAAUUUUAUUUGACAAAUUUUUGGGUACAUCCAAUGCUCCACCCAAUUAUUUGUUUGGAAUGACGUCUCUUAGUAUUUUUCCUUUUGUUUCCAUUGAAUAUUGUUUACCUUUUUCUAUUUCUUUGUUGGAAUGAGAUUCAUAAAUAUCAUUGCAAUUCAA